Messenger RNA from Calypte anna (Anna's hummingbird), 1947 nucleotides. RefSeq names its product prolyl 4-hydroxylase subunit alpha 2 (gene P4HA2). The coding region runs from base 196 to 1821 and encodes 541 amino acids. Gene Ontology annotation, cellular component: endoplasmic reticulum. Gene Ontology annotation, molecular function: protein binding; procollagen-proline 4-dioxygenase activity; L-ascorbic acid binding. The transcript has 16 exons. Gene Ontology annotation, biological process: peptidyl-proline hydroxylation to 4-hydroxy-L-proline. The record is from RefSeq and is a predicted model, not a curated record. NCBI's taxonomy places the organism in Eukaryota, Metazoa, Chordata, Aves, Apodiformes, Trochilidae.
GGUUCUAGAAAGGCGGCGAGAGGGGCUGAGGGGUGAGCCGGGCUGUGGGGGGCUUGAACCGGGUGCUCUGUGAGGGUGGAGCUGAGCUGAAAGGCCACCAUCUUCCUCAAGGUAAUAAUCCUCCAGCUUUCUGGCAUUAAGCACCCAGGAAAUAAUCCUGCAGGUUGGAGCUAUCAGGAAGAUUUGAGCUGGAAAAUGAAGCCCUGGCUGCAGUUGGUGUUUUUUACCUGGGUUUUCUUGAUCAGUCCCACAGAAGCAGAGUUCUUCACCUCCAUAGGUCAAAUGACAGACCUGAUUUAUGCAGAGAAAGACUUGGUCCAGUCUCUGAAGGAAUACAUCCGAGCAGAGGAGAAAAAGCUCUCUCAGAUAAAAAGCUGGGCUGAGAAGAUGGAUGUCCUGACCAGCAAGUCCACCUCUGACCCAGAAGGGUACCUGGCACACCCUGUCAAUGCUUACAAACUGGUGAAACGUUUGAACACGGACUGGUUGGAGCUGGAAAACCUGGUUCUCCAGGACACAACAAAUGGUUUCAUUGCCAACCUGACACUCCAACGCCAGUUUUUCCCAACUGAGGAAGAUGAGAGUGGAGCUGCCAAGGCUCUGAUGCGCCUGCAGGACACCUACAGGCUGGAUGCUGAAACUCUCUCUAGAGGGAUCUUGCCAGGAACAAAAUACAGAUCCUCUUUGACAGUGGGUGACUGCUUUGGCAUGGGGAAGACUGCUUACAACGAUGGAGAUUACUACCACACAGUGCUCUGGAUGGAACAAGCCUUGAAACAACAUGAUGAGGGGGAAGACACAAGAGUCAGCAAAGUGGAGAUCCUAGAUUAUCUCAGCUAUGCUGUUUUCCAGUUUGGGGAUUUACACAGAGCCAUGGAGCUUACCAGAAGGCUGAUAUCCCUUGACAGCACUCACGAGAGAGCAGGCAGCAACCUGCGGUACUUUGAGAAGCUGCUGGAGAAGGAAAGGGAGGAGGAGGAGGAAGAGAAGAUGUCAAACAAAACCAUGGCCAGGACAGAACCAGGGCUGCAAAAUAGUGCCUAUGAGAGGCCUCCUGACUACUUGCCUGAGCGGGACAUCUAUGAAGCCCUUUGCAGAGGGGAAGGGGUAAAACUGACCCCUCGAAGACAGAAAAGGCUGUUUUGUAGGUACCAUGAUGGGAACAGAAACCCUCACCUGCUCAUAGCUCCCUUCAAGGAGGAGGAUGAGUGGGACAGCCCUCACAUCGUUCGCUACUACGACGUCAUGUCUGAUGAAGAGAUUGAGAAAAUCAAACAACUGGCUAAGCCCAGGCUGGCACGAGCCACAGUUCGUGAUCCCAAAACUGGUGUCCUUACAGUGGCUAGCUACAGGGUAUCCAAAAGCUCGUGGCUGGAGGAAGAUGAUGAUCCUGUGGUGGCCAAGGUGAACCAAAGGAUGCAGCAGAUCACAGGGCUGACAGUGAAAACAGCUGAGCUGCUGCAGGUUGCCAACUAUGGAAUGGGAGGGCAGUAUGAGCCACACUUUGAUUUUUCAAGGAAAGAUGAGCCAGAUGCUUUCAAGCGGUUAGGGACUGGGAAUCGUGUGGCCACUUUUUUAAACUAUAUGAGUGAUGUAGAAGCUGGAGGAGCUACAGUUUUCCCAGAUUUUGGGGCAGCAAUAUGGCCCAAGAAGGGCACAGCAGUGUUUUGGUACAAUCUUUUCAGAAGUGGGGAAGGUGAUUACAGAACAAGGCAUGCAGCCUGCCCAGUGCUGGUUGGGUGUAAAUGGGUUUCAAACAAAUGGUUUCAUGAAAGAGGAAAUGAAUUCUUGAGACCUUGUGGGAGAACAGAAGUUGACUGAAACCCAACCUGCUCCAGCUCUUUGGUUUCUCUGCCUCCUUUUCUGUUUGUUCUUCCAGUUCAUUUCUAAGAAAUGAGCCAUCUUGUUGUUUCCUCCAAGAGUCCUGGCACUUUACCCAAAAAAGGA